Funneliformis mosseae is the source of this 1380-nucleotide messenger RNA. The record is from the annotation of a GenBank genome assembly. NCBI's taxonomy places the organism in Eukaryota, Fungi, Glomeromycota, Glomeromycetes, Glomerales, Glomeraceae.
AUGUCCAGAAUUAACAAUUCGUUGUUAGAAUCCUUAGAUAGGUUUGGUGUUCAAUAUGAUCAAUUAACAUAUUUACCAACAAAGUACGGAGCGAUGAUUUAUUCACAACAAACCGACAUCUUAAUUAAAUAUCUUGAAGAAAACCCAAAUUUAGAAUUGGAUUUUUCUGAUAAGUACGGAUAUAUGGAAGAUCAUCCAUUUGCUGUCACUCCUUCUGUAUUUACAAGUUGGGGUUUAUCAAAUGAGUUAGAUAUCAAGCCCGAGGUUUGUGCACCCGGAGGAUUUAUGCUUUCGACUUAUCCAGUUAAUAUUGAACCUUACCUGUUAACUUCUGGAACAAGUAUGGCUGCACCGUAUAUAACAGGCGUAACAGCAUUAUAUUAUGAAGUAUUCGGGAAACUAAAGUCUCCCGAAGAUAUAAAAACCGCACUCAUGAAUAAUGCCGUACCACUUAAAAGUCGUAAUAAAUUAUUGGCCUCGGUGCUUCAUCAGGGAGCAGGAUUUGUUAACGCCUUUAAUGCUUUGAUAUCAACCAGUUUUGUUCACCCACCAAAAAUUAAUUUGAAUGAUACUGUUCAUUUUAAUGGUUAUCACAAAUUAACUGUUUAUAAUUUUGGAAGGGGAAAGAUGAUAUAUAAUUUGUCACAUUUACCAGCUCCAUGCGUUGAUGGAUAUAAUAAUACUUUUAUAGGUAAUUUUUAUGGGUUGAACUUCACAAAUCAACAUGCGGAUGUUAAAUUUGAUAAUGAUCAAAUUACCGUACCGCCUGGAUCAAGUGUUGAAAUCUCUAUUACUUUUGCUCCACCAAGAGAACUACCUAAAGAUGGACAUUGGUUUUAUAGUGGAUGGGUAGUGAUAACUCCUUUGGACGAGAGGAUGCCUUCAAUGACGGUUCCUUAUGCCGGGUUAGCUGAUGAUGCAAAAUCGCUUCCAAUAUUUCAAACUCCAAAAUUUCCUAAACUUGCUAAUUUGACUGAAAAUUACAUCACAAAUGAAGAUCCGGUUAAAUCAUUUUCCUUUAAUACAAGUAUUAGGUUAUUAAUUGAUAAACCAAUCGUGCACCUUGGACUUGCAACUCCUACAGACAUGAUCGUUACUGAAAUACUUGACGCAAAUCAGGAGUUUUUAGGAUUUGUGAAGGAUUAUACUGGAAUUAAAAUUAUGAAAAAUCCGGUAGAAACAUCGAAUAAUUUGGUUUCAUGGAAUGGAAUUAUUUAUAAUAUAAAUGAUACAGGUACUCUCGCUCCUAACGGGGAAUACUUUAUUAGGAUUAAAGCGUUAAAAUUAUUUGGUGAUAAGAAUAACGAGAAGGAUUAUGAAUAUUGGAUUAGCCCCAAAUUUAGAGUUGAGAAGCCGAUCUUUACUAAUCCUUUGCAAUGA